GUUAAAAAAAAAAAAAAGCAGUACCCAUCCAACCUACCUCGUGCCAGCAUUGUCAUUUGUUUCCACAAUGAAGAAUUUAAUGUCUUGUUUUGGACAGUGUCCAGUGUCAUGACUCUCACUCCACAGCAUAUCUUUGAAGAAAUUAUUUUGGUAGAUGACAUGAGUGAAUUUGAUGAUUUGAAAGAGAAACUAGUCUACCAUGUGGAAAUUUUUGGGGGAAAGGUUAAAUUAAUAAGAAACAAAAAGAGAGAGGGACCAAUUCGAGCAAGGCUGACUGGAGCAUCACGUGCUUCAGGGGACGUUCUGAUGCUCCUGGAUACCCAUUGCAAGGUGAAUAAAGUAUGGCUGGAGCCCUUGCUGAAUGCCAUUGCCACGGACCCCCACAUGGAGGUGUGUCCUCUGAUAGAUGCCAUUGAUUAUACGACCCUGGAAUACCAGCCCUCUCCUGUUGUCAGGGGAGCUUUCAACUGGUAUCUGCAAUUUAAACGGGAUCGUGUUUUCUCUUAUGAGAUGGAUGGACCAGAAGGACCCACUAGAGCUAUCCAAUCACCUGCAAUGGCUGGAGGAAGUUGUGCUAUAAAUAGGCAUUAUUUUAAUGCAAUCGGAAAGUACCACAAGGGCAUGAAUCUCUGGGGAGGAGAACAUUAGGAACUUUCACUAAGGAUCUGGAUGUGUGGAGGCCAACUCUUUAUACUCCCCUGCUCUCGAGUAGGACAUAUUGAUAAGCAACACGUUGCAAACCACACUGGAAUUGUAAAAGCCUUGGUAUAUAACAAUCUCAGACUGGCGCACAUUUGGCUAGAUGAAUACAAGAUCUAUCUUCCUCCCACAAAGAUGGCCCGUCUGUGGCAAAUACCUCUCUCUGUCCCCAUUCCCAUGGGCAAAUUUUUGGAUUCUCUUCCUCCACUACCAAGCUCCCAAGUGAUGCGGCUGCAGCUGAGUUCAGCAGGCCAACGACCUGCUUUCUGCAUUGAUCCUGAGGCAGCUACUGACCAUGAGAUGGAUAAAGUCCUUGCCUUGCUAAAUGCUGCCCUGGUUUCAACUAAGGCUUUUGGAGAACUGAUUGCCUGGCAGGAGUCAGACAAGAUGAGGACAGACUCGCUAAGAAACAAGAAGCUGAGCCCUUCCGCCCUGGCCAGCGUCAUGCAGAGUGGAUAA
Balaenoptera ricei (Rice's whale) is the source of this 1158-nucleotide messenger RNA. Its product is annotated as inactive polypeptide N-acetylgalactosaminyltransferase-like protein 5. The annotation marks the transcript as partial. Gene Ontology annotation, cellular component: Golgi apparatus. Gene Ontology annotation, biological process: spermatid development. The record is from RefSeq and is a predicted model, not a curated record. Lineage: Eukaryota; Metazoa; Chordata; Mammalia; Artiodactyla; Balaenopteridae. The transcript is spliced from 3 exons.